This is a messenger RNA of Rhineura floridana, 4884 nucleotides long. It is a transcript of the gene DRD1, whose product is annotated as dopamine receptor D1. The transcript is spliced from 3 exons. Lineage: Eukaryota; Metazoa; Chordata; Lepidosauria; Squamata; Rhineuridae. Gene Ontology annotation, molecular function: G protein-coupled receptor activity; dopamine neurotransmitter receptor activity, coupled via Gs. Bases 1559 to 2917 code for a protein of 452 amino acids. The record is from RefSeq and is a predicted model, not a curated record. Gene Ontology annotation, biological process: vasodilation; G protein-coupled dopamine receptor signaling pathway; adenylate cyclase-activating adrenergic receptor signaling pathway. Gene Ontology annotation, cellular component: plasma membrane.
GGGAGAAAGAAGGACCAGAAAUAAAGCAGCAGCAAAAAGAUGAGGAAAGAUACUUCAAACAUACAGACCUUCUUUUGCAAGGUGAUGUUGCUACCUAUCACUCUAGGCAAGAAGAAGCCCAUGCCAUCAGGAUCCCUGGCUCAGCUUGAUGAAGAGAGAACACCUGGGAUCAGAGACGUAAAUCCAAAGGCAGAGAACAAACAACCCUGAAGAAGCUGCUGGCUGCUUUCUAAGGGAGAGGGACUGACUAUGACCUAAUGCCUGGGAUGGCACAAUAAUGAGCUGUAGGAGGAAGGUAGAUUCUCUUUAGAGUAAACUAGCUCAAUAGUAAAGGACCUAAACUCAUCUAUUAAUGAACUCAUAUUUCAUAUAGUAACCACUGGCUGGGAAACUACAUCAAAGGCCAAAGGGAUCUGCCCUCAGGUCUUUUUCCUUCCUUCCUUCCUUUCAACCAAUGAAGACUAAAAGGCAAGCAAAACAUUUGCAAGAUCUUUGCCAGAGAAUUGGAAAUAUUGUGCCUUUCCUUGGGAUGAUUUCAUCCUGAUGGGCCACUUCAACGGAUGUACAAAACGUGACUUGGGUGAUGAGCACCCAGACAGGAGCCAGGACCGACUUGGUGCAUAGAGUUUACACAUGAAUCAUAAGAGAUGGCUUGAAUUGAAGGAGCUUGUCCACAUCCUUAGAAGACUAAUUUAGAAGAAGAGAUCUUGGAAGUUAGGUCUGGUGGGUUUUGCUAAAAAAUGCACACCUGUUGGUCCACACAUCUGCCUACCAGACCAACCAUCAGAAGAUUAGACCUGAUGCAAUGCAGCCUACCAGCUGCGAUUGUGUCUUUUUUGCUUUGCUAUGCAAUUCAAACUCUCAAUAAAGUCGAAAGAAAAAUGUUCUUCCCUGGACAAGACUAGAGCAUCAAAAGUAAAAAAGGACUGUGAACCUUAAAAACAAUGUGGAACAAUAUGAGGAGCUGAUUCCUGAGGCUACUUAUAAAGACAGAACUGAAAUUUUAAUUUCAUAGCAGAAAGGGCCGAAAGCUGAAAGGGUAUAAAAAUGUCCAACCAAUGGAAGGGGUGGAAAAUUAAAUUGGAAAGAAAAGCACUUAAUGUGUUCUGCUUCAGUAGAGUUAGGGCUAGUUAAAUGGACACUGGAUAAACUGAAUCAAUAGCGUAUUUAAGGGAGAAUACAUGUAAGCUGGAAAGUGACUGAGCCCCUGGGCUGUUGAGUUUGUUUGUACAGGACUCUCUGGGGAUUUUGUGCUGGUCUGUUCCUGUUAAAGGUAUUCUAUUUUAGGCUGAAAUUCAGAAAGGAUUGCUGGGGGGGGGGAAUGACUGUGGCAGUCAGUUUCAGACACCUGCCACAGAAUGCCUGACGUUUCUUAAUGAGAUUCUUAAGGAUGAUGGGAUCCCUCCCAAGAGCCAAGAGACUUUAGCACAACCCUGAAGGGGCUCUGCCUGGUGGUGAGUAAUUAAUGGACACCCGAUGUCUCAGUUGUAACCUCUGCAAGGACACGAGCUGAUGUCAUCACAAGCCCCCAUGAUAUGAUCUUGCCUUGGGAGGAAACAUGAUUUGGAACAACACAACCAUGGAUGGGGAAGGCAUGUUUGUGAAAAGGGAUUCCUGCUUUCGAAUCCUCACCGGAUGCUUCCUCUCCUUGCUGAUCCUUUCCACACUCCUAGGGAACACACUCGUCUGUGCUGCUGUCAUUAGGUUCCGCCACUUGAGGUCCAAGGUGACCAACUUUUUUGUGAUCUCUUUGGCAGUCUCAGACCUUUUAGUAGCAGUCCUGGUCAUGCCCUGGAAAGCUGUUGCUGAGAUAGCUGGAUUCUGGCCUUUUGGAUCGUUCUGCAACAUUUGGGUAGCCUUUGAUAUCAUGUGUUCCACAGCCUCAAUCUUAAAUCUGUGUGUCAUUAGCGUGGACAGAUACUGGGCCAUCUCCAGCCCUUUUAGGUAUGAAAGGAAAAUGACCCCGAGGGCAGCCUUCAUCAUGAUCAGUGUGGCAUGGACUUUGUCUGUGUUGAUCUCCUUCAUCCCAGUGCAGCUGAACUGGCACAAGGCUAAAACCACAAGCUUCUUAGACCUCAAUGCCACUUUCCAAGGUGUAGCCAUGGACAACUGUGAUUCCAGUUUAAACAGGAUGUAUGCCAUCUCUUCCUCUCUCAUUAGCUUUUACAUCCCAGUGGCCAUUAUGAUAGUCACAUAUACAAGGAUAUACAGGAUUGCUCAAAAACAAAUCAGACGCAUUUCAGCCUUGGAAAGAGCAGCCGUGCACGCUAAAAAUUGCCAAACUACUGCCGGCAAUGGAAGUAGUGUGGAAUGCCAGCAGCCGGAAAGUUCCUUCAAAAUGUCCUUCAAGAGAGAAACAAAAGUCUUAAAGACUUUGUCGGUGAUUAUGGGGGUGUUUGUAUGCUGCUGGCUACCCUUUUUCAUACUGAACUGCAUGGUGCCCUUCUGUGAGCCCAGUAUACCAUCCAGGGGAGCAGAGCCAUUUUGUAUUAGUUCUGCCACUUUUGACGUCUUUGUUUGGUUUGGAUGGGCCAAUUCUUCUCUGAACCCCAUCAUUUAUGCCUUCAAUGCAGAUUUCCGCAAGGCAUUUUCCACUCUUUUGGGAUGCCACAGACUCUGCCCUGCUUCCAUUAAUGCCAUAGAGACAGUUAGUAUCAACAACAAUGGGGGCAUAGCCUUUUCCAGUCAGCUUGAGCCUAGAGGCUCCAGCCCCAAAGAGUGUAAUUUGGUUUAUCUGAUCCCCCAUGCUGUUAUAUGCCCAGAAGACAAUGACAUUACAACAAAGGAAGAGGAGGGGGAACUGCCUAAAAUGUUGGAGAACAUGUCUCCUGCCCUAUCAGGUAUCUUGGAUUUUGAAGCUGAUGUAUCUUUGGAAAAGAUCAACCCCAUCACGCAAAAUGGUCAACAUAAAACCUGAGGUGUAAUGAGUUAGCCCAUCAAAAUGUAAAAAUGAAAGAUUUUCAAGGUGUUUCUUUUUUCUUUUUGUAAGAAAGUAUGCUAUCGUGUGAGUUAAAGUCAUCACACAAAAGCCCAGAGCUCAAUUAGCUGCUGUUGGAUAGAAACAUCAGAUUUAAAACAAAGAAUUCCAACUAACAUACAUUGUAUUUAGAGGUUGUUCUAUGUUGUUCAUCCUGAAUCUAAGUUUUAGAUACUGUGCAGCUGCAAAGGAAACUGAAAAUUAGCUUGUUAAAUGUUCGCAGAAACAGAACUGGGGGAAGCUAAUAAGUUUUACUUUAUGAACAAAAUGUAUUAAACUAAAUAUAAGGUUCCUGUUUGACUUGCAGAUUGUUUAUGGGUGUUUAUAGGUUGCAAGUAAAGUUUGGUGAAUUUUGCCAGAUUAGGUGGCUGCCUUUAUAAAUGAUUUCCGAACAUCAAUAGAGCCUUAUAACAAGAGUGGAAUAUUUUUAAUAGUAGGAAGACAAUGUGUCAGUACUGGCUUUAUUUAUUUAUUAUUUAAAUGGCUAUUUUUUCAUAUGUUGACAAAUCUAGCUUUAUUUAUCUUAUUUUAUAUAUAUCUAAAUAAUGGGAUAUUUCUGGGGUCUCAUUCACUGCAUUUUUGACCAGUUUACUAGUCAGCACUUUAUACAAAAACAAAACAAAGGAACAUUUUGAAAGUGAGCUUUGCUUGGAUAACUAUGUAACUUGUGGCUGUUCAAAAUGCAGCAAAAAACAGAGACUCAACAAAGUUGUGUGAUGACAAUGCAGGGCUUUUAUGAGGAUUUCUGCACCAAAAAUAUAGGACCAGAGUUGACUGAACGACAAGAUGCAAAAGCUGUGCCCUUAUAGAAACAAAACAAAUUGCUGCGAUUUAUUUUGAAGUUCCCUGUUAUGUUGACUUUGCUUGAAUGUCAGCAUGUGAAACUGUAUAUAGUAUAUCUUAUAUAUGAAUCCAACUUUAAAGAUGAAUUGAGCUAAGAAGAAAGCCAUCUUAGUUAACCAACGAUGAGUAUUUGCCAUUUUGUAAGAUAAGCCACACCCUCUUAGAUUUUUUUAAUGUCAGAUUUUGAAUAUCUUUUCUGGGGAAAACUUCUCCUCCCAUGAAUUUAAUGAAAUGGAGAAUAGAUCUAUCAAGAGCUAUUAUCCAUGACAGCUAAAUAGAGCCUCCAUUUUCAGAGGCAGUAUACCUCUAAUACCAGAUGCUGUUGAAAACCCAUUGGGGAAGGCUAUUGGUCUUGGGCCCAGCAUGUUUACUUGCUUGAGGCGUCUGGAUGGCCACAAAAUGCUGUACUAAGAUCCCCCAACCCUGGUCUGAUCUGCCAAGGUUUUCUUUGUUUUUAUGAAACUGGUAAUAAAUAAAGAGAGAAAUAAAUAUUGUUGCCAUCUGAAGCUGCAUGACCUCCUACUUCACCUCAUCCAGAAUGUCUGCAGUGAGAUACUGUAGCAGUGACAUUUAUUUUAGUUUUCGUGGUUGGCAGCCCUUUACAUAGUGCCUCAUUCCUUUUCCGGAUGCCGACACAGUGAAUGGAGCAGCAAAAUCCCCACUAUCCCAUGAGUUCCAAAAGAGUUGUCCAAGAUUUAUUUUUUAUUACCUUGAAACCAAAAUUCCUGCUAUAUUCCCUUAGUAAUAUAAAAUUUUAAAAAUGUUGCUAAUUUUACCAACAGUCACCAGCAUUAAUAUACCAACACAUUCCAAGAGAAUUAUGUGAGGAUUCUUUUUGAGCAGGUUGGGAUGGGAAUGUGCAAACUUUUGCAGAAACAUACUCCUCCUUAUAGCAUUCAACCAGAAGUGUCAUCAGCAAGAGGGGACUGGGUGAGGCAAAUUAGAAGCCUAAUGAAAAUAUACACCCUGAAUCAGGUCUGUGUUAUUUAAGUAUUGUGAAUGUUUUCAUAAUUCUAUUGCCUGUAAGCUGCUUUCAUACAUAUGAUAAAAAUUAUUUUGUGAAC